AUGGAGAAAUAUUCGCGUUGGAGAGAUAGUGGUACCGGCAUCCAACCUUUUCUACCACCUGUGCCUUCAAGAAAUGAGUCAAAUUUUUUUAAAACAAUUGGAAAAGCAUUAUCCUUUUUAUUAAAAUCGGUUCUCGGGCUUGCCAAAUUCUUGCUGGUCAUACUUGCAACGCUAUUGCUGUUUCUAAUUGUUAAUGUCUUGGGGCUACUUUUAAUAAAAGUGAAAACUCUGCAUAGAGUUUAUCAUUAUAUAUUUACCUGCAUUUUGGCGCGAAUCGCACUCUUCUUUAUGGGAUUUUAUUGGAUUCGCACUGAACGCGUUUCUUUACGUCGCGGGAGAGUAAACACAUUAAAAAGUCGCAGCACUAUUGACUCGACGCGUAUAAAAUCGGGUGACGUGAUCGUGUCAAACUGGACAUCUUAUGUUGAACUCAUUUACCUAGCGUUCAGGUAUGAUCCCGUUUUCACAGAAUUCUAUGUAUCAACUAAUACGCUGCGUCCUAUUUCGUUAUGGACUGCCAUUAUGAUAACCGGUCGAUACCCCGAGUUAAAUCCACCAUCAGGAGUUAAAGCAUAUAGCAUAACAGAAUUAUCAAAGUUGGCAAAAUCAAAUGAUAUGGGACCUAUCGUUGUUUUUCCCGAGGCUACAACAUCAAAUGGCCGUGCACUAUUGAAAUUUAACCCUGUGUUCAAACAAUUAUCAUUACCUGUUGAAGAUUUUCAGAUUUUGAUUCUGAACGUAAAAUAUGAAUAUGAAAAUUUCUCACCAACUUAUACAGCAGGAAAUAAAUUUUGGCAUUUUAUAAGACUUUGUAGUGAGUUUAAAAAUCAAAUGAACGUAAAAUUCCUAGCAGCCGAUGAAUCGCCAUCAUCUUCAUCUUUUACAUCCAUCACCACAACAGCUCUCACCAAUACUUCAACGCCAUAUUCAGCUGCAAAAGCAGCAACAUUAACACAAGAAGACCAAACAGGUUAUCAAAUUAUAAGCUUAAUUGGUCAAAUGAGUAGAUUACGCAAAACUAAUUUAGGCAUACAGGAUAAGCGUGAUUUUCUAGAAUAUUAUUGGGAGCGAACGGGUGGAUAUUCAAGAAAGAAGAAAUAA
This is a messenger RNA of Ambispora gerdemannii, 1101 nucleotides long. NCBI's taxonomy places the organism in Eukaryota, Fungi, Glomeromycota, Glomeromycetes, Archaeosporales, Ambisporaceae. The record is from the annotation of a GenBank genome assembly.